AUGAACUGUAUCUCUAGUUGUUAUAGUCCCAUGGGACCCAAGAACACAAGAUACCCUAACCUCAAGAGGCCUUGCAGCUUUGACUCAAACCCUCUCGGGGAGCGUCUUGCCGAGCAAUGUCCAGGUGCCUGCCUGCCCCUUGGUACAUUCGCACCACCGUGCUGCUGCAGAUCUCAGAGUCUGCAGCUGCGUGCCAGCCCACCCCAGAAAAAGUUCAAGCGAACAUGUAGCAGCAGCGUUUCAGGGAUUAUGAGUGAAAAAUGCCCUUGGAUGCCCAAGAAGCCUAUUUCUCCACGUUUUCUUCUGGCCUCCUUCUCAAAGCCCUCGACCUUCCUCAUUCCUCUUGUUCUCCUAACCCAGAACCUGGCCCUGAGGGCAGGUCGGAUUGGGGCCUUACAAGAACUUCAGAAUGGCUUAGGGAGCUCCUUCCUCAUACCCAGAAGCUGCCUUUUGGAAAAAGAAGCAGGCAUGUACCUGGGCACUCUCAGGAACCCCGCGGGAGGCGGGACUGGCAGCACUGGGGGCGGUGGGAGUCUCCUGCCAGCCUCCAACUUCACAGCAGUCCCUGCCUAUGCGCACUUCGUGGGGUAUCCCCAUAUGCCCAGCAUGGAUUCUCACGGGUCGUCGCUGGGGGGCUGGGGUUCGCCCUAUAGUCCCCCUCGAGAAGACUGGAAUGCGUACCCUGGGUCGUCCAGUACAAUGGGCACUGUGCCCGUGAACGACAUGACCUCGAGCCCUGCCGCUUUUGGCUCCCAGAACAACUUGGGUCCUGUGGGAGGGGGAAGCAGCAGUGGCAGCCUGCCAGCCCCAGGCAGCGGGUCACUGUUCCCCGUAGACACCGACGCCGCAGAUGCCAGUUCUUCUAACAGAACCCUUCACAGCCCUUAUGCGUGGAUGCGCAAGACUGUGCAGGUUACGGGGAAAACCAGGACAAAAGAAAAGUAUAGUGUGGUUUACACAGAUCAUCAGAGAUUGGAGCUAGAGAAGAAAUUCCACUGCAAUAGAUACAUCACCAUUCGGAGAAAAUCAGAACUAGCAGUCAACCUGGGCCUUUCUGAAAGACAGGUGAAAAUCUGGUUUCAGAAUCAGAGAAAGGUGAUCAAAAAGAAAAUCUCCCAGUUUGAGAACAGUGGAGGCUCAGUGCAAUGUGACUUUGGUUCCAUCAGCCCUGGGGAACUACCUAACACUUUUUUCACCACUCCAUCUGCUGUUCGUAGAUUUCAACCUAUUGAGAUACAGCAGGUCAGAGUCUCUGAAUGA
This is a messenger RNA of Panthera uncia (snow leopard), 1260 nucleotides long. RefSeq names its product caudal type homeobox 4 (gene CDX4). Gene Ontology annotation, molecular function: DNA-binding transcription factor activity; RNA polymerase II transcription regulatory region sequence-specific DNA binding. Gene Ontology annotation, biological process: cell differentiation; anterior/posterior axis specification; animal organ morphogenesis. Gene Ontology annotation, cellular component: nucleus. The record is from RefSeq and is a predicted model, not a curated record. NCBI's taxonomy places the organism in Eukaryota, Metazoa, Chordata, Mammalia, Carnivora, Felidae.